UCGAAACAAUACGUAGACGUAAGUGAGCACAAUUUUAAAUAGGAAAAAAUCGUAAAAUAAACGCUAGUAAACUAGUUUUAAAUUAAUGAAAACUAAAUAGACGUGUAGUGGAAACGUGUAGUCAUUGAAAUCGAUAGAAAUUUCAUUCAAAAUAACGACGCAAAGUUGAUAAAUUUUGUAAAGCAAAAACGAAACUAAAUUUCUACACCAAGUACAUAGCUACAUACAUACAUCCAAACAUACAUACAUACAUACAUAGUCAGCAAUAAAAGUGAGCUACCCAUAAAGCGAACACCGAACGAAAGAACACCGCAGAACCGGCAAAUCUGCACAUACGAACAUAUGUCAGAAGUUGAACGCCAGCAGUACAAGCAAAGGCGGAAACAGAAAAGGCACAACACACAUUUCCAAUUCCAGUUCCAGUUCGAGUCCGAGCCCGAGUUCGAGUUCGAGGACGUGUCCGAGCAGCAUCGCGAAACUGGACAGAGGAACACUGGACGUGUACAGCGGCUGCAUGUGUGUGUAAGGGGGGGCGGGGUGCGCAACGAGCAAAUCGACCAACUGUAAGCGAAACUCAAAGCUGCCAAUGAAGCCACAAAUGCCGCAAAUGAAAUGCAGUUUUUGUGCUGACUGACUUAGCUACCUACUAACAACGAGUACUGUAGUAGAUUGAGGCCAACGAGGGUUUUUUUCGGGUAUUUUUGCGUGUUUUUUUUUGGUAAAACGGAAUAUAGACCCACUUGGUAUUUAUGAACGUAAAAUUUGUGGAGUGGCUGGCAUGCACCGUUAGGUUUCGGAAAAAAAGCAAGUGAAUGCUGCUGAAUUUUCUGCUACAAAGUGAACCAGAGUGUGGUCUCAUCAAUGGAUGAAGACAGAAGUGAGCAGGAGGCUAACCAAAAACGACGAGUGGGUGUUUAAUAUCAUUUAUUACAUACACAUACAUACAGAGCUGUGUGCGCGCGCGCGCGUGUGUGUGUGUGUGUUGAGUGAUCGGUGACCAGUGCGAAUAACGAAAAAAUAACGCCUAAAAGCACACUGCAGAUUUGUAAUGCGUCGUACAUGUAUGUGUUGGUGAUAUAGGAAAAGAAAGGACUUUAAGCAAAGAAAGCAGCAGCAACGAAACGGCGGACCAGCGCGGCAAAGCGUUGACGUUGAGUCAAAGCCAGUAAAAUUACACAGAAGCAGUAAAAGGAGGAAAACGAAAGAAAAAGUAGCAAGGGAUUGCAGAAAAGAAGAAAAAAGAUUAAGAAAGCAGCAGCAGCAGCAACUACGAAAAAAGCCAGUAAGGAACAGAAAGCUAACAGCGAAGUCAGUGCGAGUCAGCGCGCAUAGUUUUUGUGGAUAUCAGCGUAAAAAAAGUGAACUCCUUUUGCGUUAGCAGCGAACUAGGACGCCAACAAAGACGAGGACGAGGACGACAACGGCGAGUAUAAUGGUGGCAAAGAGCAAAAGCACGAGAACACAAUGAGCUGCGGUUUCAUAAAAAGCUCCUUAAUAAAAUACACAUAACACAUUACAAUUGAAACGGUAUGGUGAAAAUGGAAUCCACAGAAGAACAGGAUCGAAAGUUAGUACUGGAGUUUUGUCAUUUGCUCGAAAAAUCAAAGCAACUGUUUAAUGGCCUCAGAGACCUGCCACAAUAUGGACAUAGACAGUGGCAGGCGUAUUUCGGGCGUACAUUUGACGUGUAUACGAAAUUAUGGAAAUUCCAACAACAGCAUCGCAUGGUAUUGGACUCGAAAUACGGACUGAAGCGUUGGCAAAUUGGCGAAAUUGCAAGCAAAAUUGGACAGCUUUAUUAUCAUUACUACUUAAGAACCAGCGAAACGAACUACCUGAAUGAAGCUUAUCAAUUUUAUGCAGCGAUUAGAGGUAGAGCAUAUUAUUCGCGUGCGAUCAAGGAGGAUCGGCCCGAUUUAAUGGUGAAAAAGUUGCGCUAUUAUGCGCGAUUUAUUGUUGUUUGUUUGCUGUUGAAGAAAAUGAAGCUGGUUCGUGAGUUAGUGACGGAGUUGGAAAAACAAAUACAGGAAUACACAACAACUUACGAGCCAGAAGACCAUUUAGAAUGGUCAUUAGUUUUAGAAGAGAUAAAAGGUUUUAUAAAAGCUGAAGCUGCCGUGGCUGUUCUUCAUGCGGAUUCCAAUCCCAUCAUACUUUCACACAGUGGUUCCGGUUCUAGGUUAUCGCCGCUAACGACGCCACCGUGUGAACGUUCGCCCCACAUGACGUUGAGCCUGCAGGAGAUACUCAUUGUAGGUUCGGCGUGCGAGCAGGCGAAGUUCUCCGAGUUAACAAUGGACAUGUUUAGAAUGUUACAAACACUCGAACGAGAACCAACGGAAUCAACACAUCCGAUGAGCAUCACACAUGGCAUGCACGGGCACGAUGCCAGCCCGGCUGCCAGCCGCAUACCACCAUAUGGUGUUCCAGGUUCUAAGGGUUACUUAGAAAAUGGCCGUCAUUAUCGAGACAAUCCUCACAAAUAUUUACUAUACAAGCCUUCUAUUAGUCAACUUCUGGUGUUCUUAGCUAGUGGAUUUAAAGAAUUGCCUCCAGGAGGCGCAUUACUCUUAUAUAUGUCAGCUGAUGGUUGUUUCUCGACUACAAAGCAUCCAGAGGAUUAUGGUUAUGAAUUGGGUGGCCUUGCUACGAGCGUCAAGCGUGAUGGCGUCGAAGGCGGUGGCAUUGCAUGUCGAGGGAAAUCCUACAAGGAGAAUCAUUGCCUAUAUCCCGGCGAUUUGUAUCCCUUCACACGAAGACCAAUGUUCAUUAUCAUCGAUUCGGAUAAUUCAUUUGUCUUUCAGCACAUCCCCCGGUACUUUGGACAACCGUUAGUCAUACUAAUGUCACCGCAAGAUGUGCCGCCCGCAUUUCAAGCUGAUGUGCAACAUCAUGGUUCGCUAUUCACCUUGUUCCUGCAUUCUCCACUAACGGCGCUCUGCUACAUUUGCAAUGUGGGCGAUGUGCCAAUACACCAUUGGGAGCGCUGCCAAUCGCAUGUAGACCGAUUCAUAACAGAGGCAUCAAGACUUGUGACGCGUUGUCGCAUCGAUGAAAUCGAGCAGGGCAUAGGAUUUAUAGACUCAUCGUACGUGCAAUUCUUCGGCGAUGACUUUUUACGUACGCUAAUUUUACGUUUCGUCUUCUGUGAUGUUGUACUGAGAUUGCAUCGUGGCUUUCGUGGACGUCAUAUGAGACCACGAUGCGAGCCACCAUUGCCAUCCAAUGAGUUACUGGAGCAUCCAUCAUUGUCGCAUAUAAUAUUCCAAUUAGCGUCGGGGCUCGAUGUGCGCGGCCAUUUCUCCGAUGGACCCGAAUGCGACUGAUGAUUUCUUAGUAAUAAUAAGUCUUGUAAAAAUAUUUAUUAUUUAAAUUUACUUGUAGUACAUAAAAUAGUUAUUGGUACUUGUACAGCAAUAGUAAAUGGAAUGGGAAAAGAAAAAGGAAAGCAGGCGCGUGUGGAGUGUCGAGUAAUUGUAAAAUUAUUAGGAAUGGAUAUAAAAUUGAAAGCAAAAUUAGUAAAUUUAUUAAUU
Messenger RNA from Rhagoletis pomonella (apple maggot), 3533 nucleotides. RefSeq names its product protein SCAI. The transcript is spliced from 10 exons. NCBI's taxonomy places the organism in Eukaryota, Metazoa, Arthropoda, Insecta, Diptera, Tephritidae. Gene Ontology annotation, molecular function: transcription corepressor activity. Gene Ontology annotation, cellular component: nucleus. Gene Ontology annotation, biological process: DNA-templated transcription. The record is from RefSeq and is a predicted model, not a curated record. Bases 1530 to 3326 code for a protein of 598 amino acids.